UCCAAUGGUGGCACCUCUCAAAGUGGUGGCACCUCCCAUGGUGGUGGCAUCUAUCACGGUGGUGACAUCUCCAGUGGUGGCACCUCCUCCAGGAGUGGCACGUCCUGUGGUGGUGGCAUCUCCAGUGGUGGCACCUCCUCCAGUGGCAUCUCCCAUGGUGGUGGCACCUCCAGUGGUGGCACCUCCAGUGGUGGCACCUCUCAUAGUGGCAUCUCCCCUGGCGCUGUCACCCCCCAUGCCGCCUCCUCCCGCCGCGGUGCUGUCUCCACCAGCUUCCUCCUCCGCCUCUCCCACCACCCCCGGUGGCCUCCCCACCUCCUCCUCCUCCUCCUCCUCCUCCUCCCUUGCCCACCCCUGACCCGGGGGGCCACCUUCAAGGUGGGGGUGAUGGGCCCGUGGGCUUGCGACCCCCUCGUGGCCCGGGCCUUGCCCGAGGUGGCCUCCCGCUUGGCCGUGGCCCGCCUCAACCGCGACCCGACGCUCAGUGGAGGCUACUGGUGGGACGCGGUGGUCUUGGCCGAGGCGUGCCGGACCCCCGAGGCCGUGGCGGGGCUGCUCAAUGCCGAGCGCUACGCCACGGGGCUGGUGGGCCCCCUCAACCCGGCCACGUGCGGGGCUGCCGGGCUCCUGGCAGCGGUGUGGAACAAGCCCGUGGUCUCCUGGGCAUGUGUGGGCGACAUCGAGGGCUUGGACACGUUGGUGGUCCCCAUGCCGGCUCCCGGCAGGGUGCUCCACGCCGUCCUCCGGUUCUUCCGCUGGGCCCACGUGGCCGUGGUCACGGCCCCCCAGGACCUGUGGCGAGAGGUGGGGCAGGGCCUGGCCCAGGACCUGCGGGCGCGGGGGCUCCCCGUCACCGUCGUCGUCACCGCCGGGGACCGGGAGGACGAGGCCCGCGAGGCCUUGAGGAGGGUGCAGCGGGCUGACGGGGUCAGAGUGGUGGUGAUGUGCAUGCACUCAGUGCUGCUGGGCGGCGAGGAGCAGCGGGUGCUCCUGGAGAAGGCGGAGGACAUGGGCAUGACCGACGGCACCUACGUCUUCAUCCCCUACGACGCGCUCACCUUCCCCCUGCCCUACCACCACGUGCCCUACCCCAUCCUGGCCAACAGCACCAAGCUGCGCCUGGCCUACGACGCCGUGCUCACCAUCACCAUCGACUCGCCCGAUGUCAGCUUCCACGAGGCCCUGCGCCAGGCCCAGGAGGCCUACGAGAUCCCAGCGCACAUCGACCCCACGCAGGUCCACCCACUCUUUGCCACCAUCUACAACUCCAUCUACUUCCUGGCCAACGCGGUGGAGGCCACGCGGCGCACGGGCCGCUGGGUGAUGGGCACCAGUGUGGCCGAGCACGCCCGUGGCUUCCACCUGGAGGGCUUCUGCCAGCCCUUCUCCGUCACCGAGGACGGGGACGUCAGCGUCCCCUACGUGGUGCUGGACACGGACGGCAAAGGCGAUCGGCUGUGGCCGGUCUACGGGCUGGAGCCCGGCACACGAGGGCUGGGCUACCGCGGCCACUCCGUCCACUGGCCCCACGGCUCCAGCCCCGGCACGGACUCGGGGUGCUGGUUUGAGUCGGGCUCCAUCUGCAACGGGGGUGAGCAGGGGGCUCCUUUCCCGCGUUGUGUCCGUUUGUCUGGCUGGGCCCGUGUGGGUCUCUUGGUCUCGCUGUCUGAGCUGAGUUGGUCAACCAGCCGGAUGGCUUGGUGUGUGUCU
This is a messenger RNA of Cygnus olor (mute swan), 1710 nucleotides long. RefSeq names its product retinal guanylyl cyclase 1-like. NCBI's taxonomy places the organism in Eukaryota, Metazoa, Chordata, Aves, Anseriformes, Anatidae. The annotation marks the transcript as partial. The transcript has 3 exons. The record is from RefSeq and is a predicted model, not a curated record.